Messenger RNA from Hylaeus volcanicus, 2472 nucleotides. Its product is annotated as translation initiation factor IF-2-like. NCBI's taxonomy places the organism in Eukaryota, Metazoa, Arthropoda, Insecta, Hymenoptera, Colletidae. Gene Ontology annotation, molecular function: zinc ion binding; nucleic acid binding. The transcript has a single exon. The coding region runs from base 1 to 2472 and encodes 823 amino acids. The record is from RefSeq and is a predicted model, not a curated record.
AUGCGGAGGGCGAACGCGGUGAGCUGGCAUCUGGCGGAUCCUCUGUUGACGACAUGGCAAGUUUGGAGGCAUGGAUACGGCGCCCACCCGCAAUGGGGUGCUUUGAAAGUGAGCAUGGACAACCGAGGAUUAAGCGUUUACGGUGCAGAGGGCGUCGGAUCCCUCAGUACCGGUGCGGUGAGGAGUAGUCGACCAGGCUCCCCCGCGUCGUUAUCUUACGACUGGGAGAACCCCGGGGUGGGCCACCAGGCCCCCGGGUUCAGCAAUGCGCCUGGUGAAGUGACGUCUGUAGCGGGGACCUCCUCCGCUGCGGCGUCUUCCGGCGUCAGGGUGCGCGAGGACGUGCUUCUCGCGCAGCCCGUCGUCCGGUUUGAGAGGGUGGAGGGGCGGGAGCUCCGCUCCGGCCGCCUCCUGGCGGCUGCAGACGCGUCCGGCACCGGCGCUGACUCCGACGGGUCAGACAGCUCGGUGUGGUCGGUGCGCUCCUUGCAGUCGCCGCUAAGGAGGAAGCGAGGUCGACCCCCCACUGCUGGGGAUUGUGUCGGCCUCGCCGACGCUAAGCGAAAGCCUAGCGAGAGGGAGCAGCGCCUGGCGAUGGACGUCGCGGACCAUUUAGUGUCCUCCGUCCGAAUCUCCAGGUCCUGCAAGCCCCUCAAGUGCGAAGAGGAGCUGGCGGCGGAGAUGCGCCACGCGCCGACCGCCGAACUGGGCUCACGGAUUUUCGAGAGCUCGGAGGCGGUCCUGAGGGUUGCGAAAUGCUCCAACAACCUUCAGGGGCCGAUGGUGCGCCAGCUGCGGAUUGCAGCGGCCACCAUCAGACACGCUGCAGUCGAACAGGCGAAGCGUGUCAAGACCUCGGCCCGGGAGGUGGAGCUGGAGCGGACGGUCGCCGAGCUCAGGGCCCGCGUGACGGAGCUGGAAGCCCGGCUUGCGCGAGGCCCGGUCGCGCCUGCCGCUGUGCCGUCGGUGCCGCCGCCCGUCGAUCCGGCGGUAUCGGUGCCGGUGCCCCCUUCGCGGCCGAGUGCGUCCUCGACGGCGAGGUCGAGUCGGCCUGCGCCCGCCGGUCCGUCGCGGAAGCCUGCGAUGGGCGGCGCGACCCUCGCGCCGAGCGUGGACGCCGAGGGCCUCAUCCGUCGCCUCUGCGGCGAGAUGGAGGUGCGCCUCGCGGCGCGCCUGGGGGCGGUCUCGCUGGUGGCCGCCGCGAGCGGGGCUCCGCAGCGGGUGCCGCGGACCGCGCCGCGCCCUCCUGCGGGUCCCUCCCAACCUGGCCCCUCGGCGGUGGGGAGCCGCUCCGGGACAGACAGCGGGGAGCCCGCGAAAAAGAAGAGAGGCAGGAAGAGGAGCGGGAAGAAGCAAGCGGGUGGCGCCGCUGCCCAUCCUGCUCCGGCCUCGCCGGGCCGAGACCGGCCACGUGCCGCGCCUGCCCCGGCUGCGUCCCGGGCGAGGCCUGCGCCUGCGCCUGUCGCGCCCUCCCUGACCCGUCCGGCACCUGAGACAUGGUCGAAGGUGCUCGGACGCAAGGAGAGGCGUGCGGGGGCGGCACGCUCUCGCCGUGGAGCUCCGGCCGGGCCGCAGGUUCGUCCGGCGCGUGCGCCGAAGACGGCGGCGGUAUCCCUCACCGUCGCCCCGGGCAGCGCCAUGACCUACUCAGAGGUCAUGGCAAAGGCGGUCGCUGGCGUGCGGUUACGGGAUGUCGGGGUAACCAGCAUCCGGUACCGCAAGGGGCAGACCGGGUCCUCCAUUUUGGAGAUCCCGGGCCCGGACAGCGCUGCAGGGGCGGACCGCCUGGCCGGUCGCCUGGCGGAGCUGUUCGCCGGCACGGACGUGAGGGUGUCCAGGCCGAUUAAAUCCGCCGAGGCGCGGGUUAGCGGCCUGGACGAAUCUGUCACUGCCGACGGCGUGGCGGCGGCAGUUGCCGCGGUAACCGGGUGCCCGGUGGACAGGGUCCAAACCGGCAUCAUCCGGCGUUCCGGGUCCGGGCUGGGCACCGUCUGGCUCCGCUGCCCGGCGGCUGCCAUGAGGGCCCUCCUGGCGGCUGGCCGCCUGCUCGUCGGCUGGUCGUCCGCCCGAGUGGAGGCCUCGCCCGCGCGAGCCCUCCGAUGCUUCAGGUGCCUGGAGCUCGGGCACGUGCGGCAGAAAUGCCCCCUCGAGGCGGACCGCGGGGACCGGUGCUACAGGUGCGCCGGUGCGGGCCACCGGGCACGUGAGUGCACGGCGCCCAUGCGAUGCCCGGUCUGUGCUGACCUGGGCAGGCCAGCCGACCACCGGCUCGGGGCCAAAAAAUGUGCCCCUCCGCCGCCAAAGCAGGGGAGGAGGGCUCGCGUGACGACCCCGAGUUCGGGCGAGUCUACGCCGGUCAAUCGACCGGCGGCAGAUGCGCAGGCGCUUUCGCCGUCUGAGGCACUGCGGGCGAGAUCGCCCUCUGCGAUGGAGGGAGGAUCCGGCCUGGGGGAGGCCAUGGACAUGGCCUAA